AUGGCGAGGCGGGAAGAAAAGCACGAUGAAAUGAGCAGCGGCUUGCUCGAUCAGUUCUAUGCGCAGUACAACACUAGCACUAAUCAUAAUACCCAAAAUCGUACGAGGCAGCAGCAGCAGUCGCCGCCACCGCCACCGCCACAGCCAGCACUUCAACCGCAUGGCAUGCCGAGCUCCAUGGCUUUCAAUUGGCAACUUGAAUCGCUUCUUAAGCAGAAGAUGCUCGGCACCCACAUUUCCAGGUCUCACAGGGUUUUCCAGAUUCAGGACAUGAAAAAUCAGUACAGCCUCCAGCUGCUAGAGAAGUCAGGCAAAGUGGCUCAUCAUGCUUUUGCUGCUACUGUUUCGGGCAGGAAGGUGACAGAACAACCCUUCAGACACUUGGUUAAUUUGGUUCAGCUGAUAUCCCGGGAAGCAUUAAGUGCUGCUGUGGAAGAGAUUUGGUCCAUUGUCAGCUUGAGUGACCUUGCCCCUGGGGAGAUGAGGAUGAAUCAUUGGGGUGACGUAGUUUCUAGUUCCUCAUUUGAUACCAGCAUAUCAAAUGCUAGGAUUGAGAUAAAUCCAGCUCUUCAAGAAGAAGUAAGAGGGAUAAAUCAGCGGCUAGUCGAGACUAAGGUGGCUAUUAUUCUAGAUGGUAAUGCAAGGACCAUAAUGAAGUGCUCGUUUAAUGCAGUCUCCAUCUCGCCAAUGCAACCAAUUGAGCCCUUGAAAUUGCUUGUCCCUGCAAACUAUCCUCAUUCCUCUCCUGUAUUCCUGGAAACUAUGCCAGUGGAUAUCGGUGGCGAGGAUGAUCUUUCUGUAAAAGCAAAGUCAAGAUUGAACCGGUGCCUGAGAAGUCUGCUUCAUCCACUGACGUUGGAGGACAUAGUGCAGAAUUGGGAUGUUUGUGCAAGACAAGUCAUUACUGAGUAUGCACUAAAGAAAGGUGGUGGGAGCUUCAGCUCACAGUACGGAACCUGGGAAACUGUAUGAAGUGAUGCUGCCUACUAAAAGGAAGAAAGCGAAACAGAAACAGGAAAAGGAGGCUUUCGUUUAGACUCAGAGUAAAUACACAUUGGAAUUUUGAUAAUGCAGCUGCGAAAUAGGGGAUUUUGGGGUCUUUCCUAUUAUCAAUAGAUAGCACACAAUGUAGUAUGUACAUACACAGUUACUCUAUCAGCAAC
Linum tenue is the source of this 1163-nucleotide messenger RNA. The record is from the annotation of a GenBank genome assembly. NCBI's taxonomy places the organism in Eukaryota, Viridiplantae, Streptophyta, Magnoliopsida, Malpighiales, Linaceae.